AUUUGGAAAGAUCUACAUCAAUAUUUUAACUAUAUAUUUUACAAAAGUGUUACUUCCCCUUUUUUAAAAUUAUUAAUAUGACAACCCAAUUUCUUCCAAAAUUAAGCCAAAACUAUAUUGAAUUAUUAGAAGAUGAUGUAUAUUAUGAUACCACAAUUGAAGUUGGAGAAGAUCCCAAUGUAAAAAUCUUUCGUGCACAUAGGAACAUUUUGUGUUGCCGUUCUACAUAUUUACGACGAACUUUGGUACCUAACAAAAAGAAUAAUGAUGUUUUGGCUCAUAUUAAAUUAUCAAAUAUACUGCCAGAAAUCUUUCAAAUUAUUUUAAAGUAUAUUUAUGGCGGCAUUCUUUUGUUAAACGAGCAAGAUACUUCAAAUAUUGUUAAAGUAAUGGUAGCAGCAGAUGAAUUACUUCUUCAAGAAAUAGUUGAUUAUUUACAAAAUUAUUUGAUUAAAAAUAAAUCUGAUUGGAUAGAACAACAUUUUGAAUUUAUUCAUCGAACAAGUUUUCAGUCAAAUUAUUUAUUAGGACUCCAACAAUUUUGUACAGAUUUAAUGGCCAAAUCUCCAGAGAAAAUAUUUAAGUCACUUGAUUUUACUUCACUUCCCGAAAAAUCUUUAGUUCAACUUAUUAAAAAAGAUUAUUUACAAAUGAGAGAAGUCAAAGUUUGGGAACAUCUAUUAAAAUGGGGUCUUUCGCAAAAUCCAACUCUUAUUUCAGACCCUAAUAAUUGGUCAGAUGAUGAUUUUAAAACAAUGGAAAAUACUUUGCAACAUUAUUUACCUUUAAUUAGAUUUUUUAGUUUAUCAUCUAAAGAAUUCUUACAAAAAGUUCGUCCUUAUAAGAAACUACUAAAAAAACAACUCUAUGAAGAUUUAUUAAAUUCUCAUUUAAAUCCUGACAGUGAACCAUCUGAUAACAUUUCACUUCCUAGAACUGUUAAAGACGAUGAGAUUAUUGAUUCAAAAAUUGUUAAUUUAAAUAUUAUCUCAGUUAUUUCAAGAUGGAUUGAUAAGGCAGAUAAUAAUAAGUUUGCUCACUUAAGGGAAUUAUAUUUACCGUAUAAAUUUCCAUUAUUAUUAAGAGGAAGCCGAGAUGGGUUUACCCCUAAAAUGUUUCAUAAAUUAUGCGAUGGUAGACCCGCUACUAUUGCGUUUAUUAAAGUAAAAGAAACAGAAGAGAUCCUUGGUGGUUAUAAUCCUACAACAUGGUUUACUACUUCUGAUAUUAUUUAUACUAAGAUGAGAGAUUGUUUUAUAUUUUCUUUUAAAAACCGGGAUAAUUUUAAAGAUGUAGGUAUUAGUUAUGUGCAAAAUACAGCAAGUGCAUUACAACAUAACAAAAGAUUUGGUCCAAUUUUUGGUAAUGAUCUUGUAAUUUGUAAUUCUAAAGAUGAAUCUAAAGAUUAUGAUGUGAUUUCCUGUCAAAAAAUUCAUUAUGAAAAAAAGAUAAGAGAUUGUGAUGAUACAAGAUUUUCCAUAGAAGAUUAUGAAAUAUUUCAAAUCAUAAAAAGGUAAUAACUAUAUUUAGCUGAGACAAAAAUAUUUCUUUUUCAUUUUUGUAAUAUUUUAAAUAUUUUUGCAACAGCAAUAUUAGUAGUUGAUUCAAUCAUAUUAAUAAAUCAUUCUGUGAUGAAUGUAAUGAAAUAAUUCAUAAAGAUUUAUUUAACAAAA
This is a messenger RNA of Rhizophagus irregularis DAOM 181602=DAOM 197198, 1673 nucleotides long. RefSeq lists its product as uncharacterized. The record is from RefSeq and is a predicted model, not a curated record. Lineage: Eukaryota; Fungi; Glomeromycota; Glomeromycetes; Glomerales; Glomeraceae. Gene Ontology annotation, molecular function: protein binding.